AUGCUGGCUAGAUUUUUGACCGCCUUCCUCCUCAUUUGCAGCGUUGGCCAGAUCGUUGCCUCAGACAGAGGUCAGCAAGGAGUCAGUCCUGACGACGGUACAGAUGGUGGCAGCAGCAGCGCAGGCGCGCCAGAUAUCGGCAUCGGCAAACUCGGAGGCGGGCCCUGCGUGCUCACUGCCACGACGACCGAUACUCGCGUCCAUAAGAUCGCUUUUGCCAUCAGCUACGUUGACACGGUUGGCGUGAUUGCCAACCUCAUCAGCGAAAAGGGAGGCGAAUUCGAUGCAGGUACUGUCUAUCCACACGCAUUCGAGUACCUCAAAUUCCGCGUCGCCGAGUUCAAAUUCCCUAAAACUCAGCCUGCACAACUCGACCUGAGCUUUUAUUAUUCGCCUUUGGACGGCUCGCUCGCUUACCACCUCAGUCCUUCCACGGUGUACAACAAGGGUUUGACCAGCUGGUCGCUUGAAUGCAACAGGGAACCGAUUCCAAAGCUCUUCUGA
Messenger RNA from Mixia osmundae IAM 14324, 504 nucleotides. RefSeq lists its product as uncharacterized. Bases 1 to 504 code for a protein of 167 amino acids. Lineage: Eukaryota; Fungi; Basidiomycota; Mixiomycetes; Mixiales; Mixiaceae. The record is from RefSeq and is a predicted model, not a curated record. The transcript has 3 exons.